This is a messenger RNA of Cannabis sativa, 2069 nucleotides long. RefSeq lists its product as uncharacterized. Gene Ontology annotation, molecular function: acetylglucosaminyltransferase activity. The transcript is spliced from 3 exons. The record is from RefSeq and is a predicted model, not a curated record. Lineage: Eukaryota; Viridiplantae; Streptophyta; Magnoliopsida; Rosales; Cannabaceae. Bases 266 to 1861 code for a protein of 531 amino acids.
AUAUAGCUACAUUAAUUUACCACUUGACUUGUUCCAAAUUACUAGCGUUGAAUCUCUUUUUUUCAUCAUCAUCAUAACAAACAUCUCACACAAAAUUUACUCUCUCAAAACCCAAAUGCAACCAAGCUCUUACUCUCUGAUCCGAAUAAUCCGAAACAGGUAUUAACCCCCAAAACCUCAUUUUACAACUAAUUAUUAUUAACAUAUGUUAAUUAAUAAUUAUAAUUAAUCUCUGAUCGAUCGAUCAGUCAAACUACAAAUAAAUAUGCCUUUAUCAAAUUCCACCAUCACCGCCGCCACCGCACAACCGCGUUCCGUUCUCCCUUCCGGCCACCAUUAUUCCAACAUCCCAAGCUUCCGAAACACCCUCACAUGGUUCAUUCUCCUCACUUGCAUUCUCUACAUUCUCUAUUCCUCCAAUCUCAUCCUCACCGCCCGCCACCACACCUGUCCCACCACCGCCGCCACCGUACACGAAGAAGACGAUCUCGAAUCCCUCCCCACCAACCUCUCCUCAAAAAUAUCCAAACCCGAAACAUUUCUACAGGACGAACAGCAACACGAGAAAUAUAAAGGCGUCAACAAAAAAGCCGCCGGUGCCCUAACUCCAACGGAGCUAAAACACGUAGUUUUCGGGAUCGCGGCCUCGUCCAAGCUAUGGAACAAGCGAAAAGAGUACAUCAAGGUGUGGUGGAGGCCGAAAGAGACGAGGGGUUUCGUUUGGAUGGACAAGAAGGUAAGGACGAGUUGGCGGGACCAGGCGGUGCUGCCCGAGAUUAGAAUCUCGGGCGACACGUCGCGGUUUAAGUACACUAACCGACAGGGUCAGAGAUCGGCGGUGAGGAUAUCUAGGGUGGUUUCGGAGACGGUUAGGAUGGGUAUGAAGGAUGUGAGGUGGUUUGUUAUGGGUGAUGAUGAUACGGUUUUUGUUGUUGAGAAUUUGGUUAGGGUUUUAUCGAAAUAUGAUCAUAGGGAGUUUUAUUAUGUGGGGAGUUCUUCGGAGAGUCACGUACAGAACAUUUAUUUUUCUUAUGGUAUGGCUUAUGGUGGUGGUGGAUUUGCUAUAAGUUAUCCUUUGGCUGUUGAAUUGGAGAAGAUGCAAGAUCGUUGUAUUCAGAGGUAUCCUGGGUUGUAUGGGAGUGAUGAUCGUAUGCAGGCUUGUAUGGCUGAGCUUGGUGUUCCUCUUACUAGAGAACCUGGUUUUCAUCAGUACGAUGUGUACGGAGAUCUAUUAGGACUUCUAGGAGCACAUCCAGUAACACCACUUCUCUCACUCCACCACAUAGACGUAGUCGAGCCAAUAUUCCCACGCACCACACGAGUCAAAGCACUCCAACAACUAUUCCAAUCGGUCAACCUAGACUCAGCCAGCAUAAUGCAACAAUCAAUUUGCUACGACAAGCGUCGAUCCUGGUCGAUCUCAAUUUCAUGGGGCUACGUUGUUCAAAUCUUGAGGGGUGUGGUCUCACCAAGAGAGCUAGAAAUGCCCACAAGAACAUUCCUGAAUUGGUACCCAAGAGCUGAUUACACUGCCUAUGCUUUCAACACUAGGCCUGUUACCAAACACCCUUGUCAGAAACCUUAUGUUUUUUACAUGAACACAGUUCGAUAUGAUCGUGGUUCAAAGAGAGAAAUGGUUGGGGUUUAUGGUAGGGAUCGUAGAACAAAACACCCUUAUUGUCGGUGGAAGAUGGAAUCUCCUGAGAGAAUUGAUUCCAUUGUUGUAUUCAAAAAGCCUCAUUCUCAACGUUGGCAAAAGUCACCAAGAAGAGAUUGUUGUAGAGUUCUACCAUCAACUAAAAAAUCAACAAUGUAUUUAUGGGUAGGAAGUUGUCGAGGAGGAGAGAUUAGUGAAUUGUAACAAUGUAUUUAAUUUUAUAUUAUCAACCCAAGAAAGAGUCAAAUUCAUAUAUAUUCAUUCAUUUAUUGAAUUCAUCCAAGAAAUUCAAAAAAACUAGCACAAGUCCCAAUUUGGGCAUUAUUACAACUCUAUUGUAUUGUAUUAUUUGUACACAAUUUUGAAAAGAAGAAAAAAAAAAGAAUUAAAAGAAGAAAAAUCUCUUGAGAAA